AUACACAUGUAAACAGUAUUACUCAUUAUUAGGGAUACCCUUUAACAAGCUAAGAAGUUUCUGCAAUUAUGUGUUGUUCAGAUACGUCAGAUUUUAUUCCACUAAUACAAAUUCAACAAUUACGCAUCGAUUCAACAAUGUGCCAACCAAGAUUAUUCCAAAGAUCAUUUAGUGAUACUGGGCAAGGGCCUCUCAUGCUUUCUCGUUCUGUACAAACUGACCUAACACCAGAAAGCACGUGUUUACAAGAUACUGACGACACGCAUGAACAUGAUACGACACAUGACAAAGAGAAUGAAAAAGGAUAUGAAAAAGUUUGCAGUGACCUGAAAGAACUCGACGAAAAAGUUCAACAACUGACUCUAGCACUAAACCUUUCGGGCCCAGCAAAAAUUCCAGAAAUUAUAAAUAGACUGAAAUCAUUCGCCAAAAUUAAAGAACAUUCAACGAAUUUAAGACUGACCAUAGAAAGACUAGAAACAAUGGCUGACAAAACAAUGUCUUCGGAUAUGGAACACGUUAUAAAUCAUCAGGAGUUUAUGGCAAUACGCUAUAGUACUGCUUUAAAGAAUAUUGCGACCGUCAGUAAAGUUCAAAAUGAAUCAAGCUUACAACAGAAUAAAGACAGCUACAAUGUACUUGGAGAUUUAUUGCGAGUACGCAUUUUUCCACAGUCUCAACCUCAAUUAUGUCCAUUCAGUUUAACAAACUAUUUUGAGAGCAUUUCAAGUGGUACGCCAGUAUCCCAUGGCGAGUCAAUGUCAAAUGAACUUCUUAGAGUGUCAUCGUGUAGCAAUUUCCCACGAGAAAUUGAUAUAAAUCUAAUUAAAAUGGCUAAGACUGGUUUUUACUACAUUGACGGAAAAAAAACAAAGUGCUUUUCGUGCGGAGUUACAUAUGACAAAUGGAAAUCGGGUGACGACCCUGUCGUCAUGCAUCGCAUGCUGUCACCAUCAUGCGCACUGCUAGCGGAACCAAGAUUCGCAUCGUCUGGAACUCAAGAAGAACGGACAACGGUUGUUUCGAAUAAUACUGAGUCUACUGUUGAUACAAGAACUGUUACAAGUCAAGGUUUGAAUCAGUCAGAAAAUGCAUCAUCAACAUCAGAACCUAGACUACAAGUAAGCUCAUCUUACAAUAGUACCAGCAACAAUGUACAGGAAAGACUGGGAAACCAAAUACGUUCACCAUCUAAUAGGGACAGAACUAGCUUUGCAACAGGGAACGCGAAUAGUCAAGAAACACAGACAUCCAUUGAAAACAAUAAUGCUACUGGUACAAGUUCAUGCCAGCAUAACACCGAAUUCGAAUCACUUGGAAUACACCUGGAAAAACCUAAGUAUCCUAACUAUGCAUGCUUGACUGUUCGGAUCAGUUCCUUUGAAGGUUGGCCAUCAUAUUUAGACCAAUCACCACGUCAGAUGGCUCUAGCUGGUUUUCUGUUUGCGGGAUACCAUGACUAUACCAGAUGCUUUUUCUGUGGGGGAGGACUGCGAAACUGGGAAGCAGGUGACGAUCCAUGGGUUGAACAUGCCAGAUGGUUUCCGAAAUGUACUUUCCUGAAACAAAACAAAGGAGAAAAUUUCAUCAACGCCGUUCAGAAAAGACAAGAAGAAAUAGACCGAGAAACCAAUGUAACAACUGAAAAUACCAAGACGACAGCACCAAGUGCUCAAACUUCCUCCUCUGCUGUUUAUACCAGUACUACUAGAACAACACACAAUGACAUAUUAAAAACAGUUGCUGCUAGAAGUGUCAUUGAAAUGGGAUAUACUGAUCAACAGGUUAUAAAUGCCUACCAGCAUCUAACGACUUCCGGAAAAGAUAUGAACAGCAUAUCAGCAACAGACGUAAUGCACAUUUUACUAGAUGAUGAUACUCAACAUCAACAACAAGGAGCAACAACAGACGUGACUCAACAUGGUAAUAACACGAACACGGCAGGUGACCAGAAAUCAGAUUGUACCAGUACUCAGUGCAAUGGCUUAGACAACACAGUAAUUGAACAGAAUUUACUCUUUGAUGAUACAGAAAAUUUGAUAGAAGAAAACAGACAAUUGAGGGACCAGCGACUCUGUAAAGUAUGUUUAGAUCUAGAGGCAUCCAUUGCCUUUCUGCCAUGCGGACAUAUUGUGUGUUGUAUUGACUGCGCUCCUGCCAUGAGAAAAUGUCCCGUAUGUAGGACGUAUGUCAAAGGAACUGUAAAAACUUAUCUAGCAUAAGUUAUAUUUCAGUGGAUCAACCAAUCAAAUGAUAACGAUGACUACCAAAUCAACCUGCAACGAGAAAAUGUACCAUAUGCAGGACUUACGUUAAAGGAACUGUAAAAACUUACCUCGCAUAAGUUCUAAUUUUGUGGAUCCGUAAAUGAUUCAUAUGACCCUCCAAUCAUGUGCCAAAAUCAAUCUCAAAAGUAAAAUUAAGUUACUAUUAUUGAAAUUUAUAUUUUGUAUGAGCUAUUUUAUUGUUCUUUUAAUUGUACAUAUUAUGUAUUUAUUAUAAUGUUGUACUUCUGUGUUUAAAGUUUUGAUGGUUUGAUGAAAAAUGGGAUGCUUUACAAUUUUUAUUAAUACAAUAUAAUAUAUUAAGAAUUGUAUUAUGUUUCAAAUACUAAAUUAAAUAUAAUUAUUUUCAAUGAUGCAGAUCUUAAAUAGUGUAAAUUGUUUGAUUGUAAAUUGGAGUCUUUGAUAGCUUCUGUUUAAUUACUUCAUACUUUUCAUAGAUUGGCCAUGGUAAUAAAGAACUUUGUAUUUUUUUAGCCACUUUUCGCCAACUCAUUUCCUGUCGAUUUCCUUCAUAUUUAAUUAUACAUAUUUUUCAAAAGCUUUUGAGAAUGUGAUAGGAAAAAUGCACUUAAGAGGUUUAACAUAAAAAAUAGCCUAAAAGAAAAAACAUUUCGAUAUAGAUUUAUAUUUAUGACGCAUUUACACUGCAAAAGUAGUCAGACGUAUAUAUCAAAUUUACAUCUUCAAAAUGAGGACGAGAUAAACACAUAUAAAAUAGAUUUUGGUCAUUCGGGAAGUAGCUUGAUUUUAAAAUGAUUAAUAAUGAAAUGAUUUCCUCAUAGGCUAUGACACUAUUUUUAUCAAUGCUAAUAUUUUGUGU
Messenger RNA from Mytilus trossulus (common blue mussel), 3105 nucleotides. Its product is annotated as baculoviral IAP repeat-containing protein 3-like. The coding region runs from base 69 to 2222 and encodes 717 amino acids. Gene Ontology annotation, cellular component: nucleus; cytoplasm. The transcript is spliced from 5 exons. NCBI's taxonomy places the organism in Eukaryota, Metazoa, Mollusca, Bivalvia, Mytilida, Mytilidae. Gene Ontology annotation, biological process: regulation of cell cycle; negative regulation of apoptotic process. Gene Ontology annotation, molecular function: cysteine-type endopeptidase inhibitor activity involved in apoptotic process. The record is from RefSeq and is a predicted model, not a curated record.